Molecule: messenger RNA, 2333 nt
Organism: Aegilops tauschii subsp. strangulata
Lineage: Eukaryota; Viridiplantae; Streptophyta; Magnoliopsida; Poales; Poaceae
Product: FRIGIDA-like protein 4b
Source: RefSeq, a predicted model, not a curated record
UAAAUCUCCGCCUCGUCCGUCGUCGCCACCACCAUCGCCGUUCCGCCGCCGCCGCCGCGCCGUACCCCAGACGCCCCCGCCCCCGCCCCCGUCCCCGGCCUCUCGCCAGCGUCGCCGUCCCCCGUUCUUCCCCGCCGGGACGCCGCGCUCCUGCCGUCUCCGUCGCGUCCCCCCCGGUCUUGGGCCGUCGGUCUCCUUUGCUUGAGUUUGUCAUUAUUUUGGUUGCAAAUGGCGACUGAAGCUGCUUCUCACAUCUCUGGCGGUUCGGAGUCAACAACGGUGGCGUUGCUAGAACAACUUACUGAAGUAUUUGGCAAGCUGAAGUCCCACACAGAAGCAUCCCUACAAUUGCAAAGUGGCAUUCAGUGGGAAGAUAUCAAAGUACAUUUCCUGAACCUUGAGAAGUCAUACAGAAGCAAGUGCGAUGAACUGGAAGAAAAGCAGAAGGCAUUAGAAGAACAGAAAGCCGGAGGUCGUAGGCUGAUUGCUGAGAAAGAAGCUGAUCUUUCUGCAAAAGAGCGUGCUUCUGUGAACAAGCUUCAGGAGCUGAAGGAUGCUGCCGUCUCUACCCUAGCAGAGGUGCGCAAAAAAUAUAAUGUCGAGCUUUCUGAGAUACUUGAUGCCAAUGGAAGCAAAGACAAAAAGGUAAAAACCCCAACCGACGACACCAAUACAUCGCUCCCUUCAGACGAGCAUAACUCUGCUAAAGGGUCGGGCAAGCCAUCUGAACCUUCACCAGUUGAGGUUAAGCCACGCCCUGCACUGAAGGAACUCUGUGAGCAGAUGGACGCUAAAGGCCUUCUGAAAUAUAUUUCAGAAAAUUCAAAAAAACUUGCUGGCUUUCGUGAUGAACUUUGUGUUGCACUUAAAUGUGCAACUGACCCUGCGCGCUUCGUACUUGAUUCCUUGGAGGGUUUUUUCCCAGACCAACUGCCUGGGGAUAUAAAUUACUCCGCUCAGGGGCAGCGCAGAAGCUGUAUUGUUUUGAUGGAGGCUCUAGCACAUUCAAUAGGAAUGAAGGAGCCGGGUGGCAAACACCCUUGGAGCUCUGAAAUUAUGGAGCAAGCCAAGGCAAUUGCCAAAGAGUGGAAGAGUAAGAUAGCUGAGGUUGACCUUGAUGCUUCUGAUGGCUACUCAUUGGAAGCACAUGCAUUCCUGCAGCUUCUUACAACUUUUAAUGUUGAUUUGGUGCUUGACGAAGAUGAACUAUACAAGAUUGUAGUUGCCAUUUCUCGUCGCAGGCAGACUGCUGAGCUAUGUCGCUCUCUUGGUUUGACUGAGAGAAUACCAGGUGUUAUUGAGGAGUUGAUUAAGAAACACAGGCAAAUUGAUGCAGUUCAAUUCAUACAAGCCUUUGGGCUGUCAGAGGCUUUUCCUCCUGCUCCUCUCUUGAAGGCAUAUGUAGAUGAGAUAAAAGGCUCACUUAACAAUAAGGGAGAUGCCGGUGCAACUCCUUCAGUGGAUGAGUUGAAGAACCACGAGCUAAUUGCAUUGAGGGCCAUAAUCAAGUGCAUCGAGGAGUACAAGCUCCAGAAGGAGUGUCCACUUGGACCUCUCCAGAAACGCAUCAACGAGCUGAAACCAAAGGGCGCGAAAAGGCCAUCAGGUUCUGCUAAUCGCAACUACGCGAAGAAGCAGCGGGUCUCUGGCGGUGGCACUUCAGCUCCUCGGAGGCCCACUGUGGCAGCUCCCCGCAGGCCCGCAGCUCCAGUCGGCACAUGGCAGCAGCGCGCCCCUCCGCCGGUGCCCGCCUACCCCGACAGGUACGGGGUCGCCGCCGACCGGUACCACUACGCGCCGCCGCCUGCCGCAGCGUAUGACGCGGCCACCUAUGCGGCCUACGGCGGCAGUGGCGAGCAGUACAGGGCCGCCGCCCCGAAGCCGUACCAGUACAACCCAGGAUCAGCAGCCGCCGCCGCCGCCGCCGCCGCGUCGUACAACAACAUACCCCAGUAUAAGGUCGUGUAUGGCGGCCCCGGCGCCCAGCCGUCCGCGGCAGGCGGCUACGCGCCCUACGGCGGCGCGGCGGCGCAGCAGCCCCAGCCUGCCGCUUCGUCUGGAGGCUACCUGAGCUACGCCGCCGGGUUCGGCUACCGCCCUUCGCAGCAGCAGUAGACGAUGUGAGCUGAAACUACCCUGUUAGGCCUUUGCUCUUGUAUGCAAUGUGUACUUGGCUCCCUGGAACCACCCUCCCUAGAGGAGUGGUGGAGUUGUUUACCAUCCAUCCAUCCCCUAGUGCAUCUUGUAGGUGCUGUAACUUGCUUUUUCCCCCCAAAUCUUGUCGGUGUAAGAAGUCAUAAAGAGAUUUGUGGUGCUACAUGCAUCUUACUUAA